This is a messenger RNA of Carya illinoinensis, 855 nucleotides long. RefSeq lists its product as uncharacterized. The transcript is spliced from 3 exons. Bases 1 to 855 code for a protein of 284 amino acids. The record is from RefSeq and is a predicted model, not a curated record. Lineage: Eukaryota; Viridiplantae; Streptophyta; Magnoliopsida; Fagales; Juglandaceae.
AUGUCUCCUUCUCCUGUAUACGUCGAUGAUAUAGUUAUCACAGGUUCUAAUUCUCACCUGAUUGAGCGACUACAGCAGCAUCUCAAAACUACCUUUCAUAUGAAAGACCUUGGCCCACUUCAGUAUUUUCUUGGUCUCGAGCUUUGUCGGGAUGAGGGUGACAUAUUAUCUGAUCCUUCUCUGUAUCGGCAAUUAGUAGGGAGUUUAAAUUACUUGACUAUUACCCGACCUGAUAUUUCCUUUGCUGUCCAGCAAGUUUGUCAGUUUAUGCAGGCUCCUCGUCAAUCUCAUCUUACAGCAGUACGACGGAUCAUUCGUUAUCUCAAAGGUACAUUUGGUAGAGGUUUAUCCUUUCCUACUAAGAAUUCCUUACAAUUAACGGGUUACAGUGAUGCUGAUUGGGCUGCUUGUGUGGAUACUCGUCAUUCCAUUACUGGUUGGUGUAUGUUUCUUGGUAAUGCUCUCAUUUCUUGGAAAAGUAAGAAGCAGGAUCGUGUAUCCAAAUCUUCUACUGAAUUUGAGUAUCGUGCUAUGUCAUCAGCAUGUUCUGAGAUUGUGUGGCUUCGGGGUUUACUGAGUGAACUUGGUGUUCCACAACUUACUCCUACCCCUCUUCAUGCGGAUAACACCAAUGCUAUUCAGAUUGCGGCCAAUCCUGUGUUCCAUGAGCGCACCAAACACAUUGAAGUAGAUUGCCAUUCCAUUCAUGAGGCAUUUGAUCAUCAUGUAAUUAAAUUUCCUCACAUUUCUACCGAACACCAAACUGCCGACGUCUUUACCAAGGCUAUGUCUCGCCACCGUCAUCAAUUCAUGAUUGACAAAUUGAUGCUUCUUGAUCGACCAGCAUCAAUUUGA